AUGUCACUCUCCUUAUUAGCUUCUCGUUCAAUGAUUUCAACUGAUCGACGUCAUAUUGAUCCAAAUCCAGAUAGACUACCGAUCAAUCUGAACACUUCAUCAAGUUCUAAUCCAAGCAGUAGUACCAUCACAACCACUUCUACCAGCACUCCUAAACCUAGUUCAGUUAGUUCUUCACUUUUGUUAUUGAGUACUUCGGCAGAAGCAGCUGUACUUGAAAGUCAAACCUUGACACCUCUGCAUCAUCAUCUGAACAACAAACGGGAUCAUAAACAUGCUCAUCUCUUCAAAUGUGAAAAGUGUCCAAAGGUUUAUCGUCAUCCUCAAUGUCUCGUUAAGCAUAGAUGGGAACACACCUCGUAUUGGGCCGAUGCUUCCAAGCUCAUGCUUAGUAAACAUCAACAAGUCCAAAUGUUAGAAGCCGCAGCUAUUUUAGCUACUCCGUCUGGUAGUUUACCAGAGUCUCGAUCACUUUGGCCAGCAGCUGUUUCACCAUCUGAAGCUGGUUUAUUAGGUUCAGAUCAAGUGAAUCUAGAUGUGAUUCAAUCCCAAAGCAAAUCCUACAAACCAGCCGAUCAUCAACAACAUCGAUCAAGUUCGUCACCCUGUUCUUCAGUUCUGACAGCUUCGACUCCGAUUGCUAUGAAGAUCAGUAAAGCAGGAUCUGAAGAUAUUGAGAUGGAUGAAGAAGAAGAUGAAGAAGAAGAGAUUGAAACGGGUGAUGAAGAGGAAGAAGACGAGAUUAUGUUUGAGAUGUCGAUCAAUGGAGAUGACAGUCAAUCAUCCACAAGUCAAGCCGAAACUGGAUCAGGUUCGAGUGCAGAGAAAGGAAGAGUGAUGAAAGAAGUCCAGAACAGUCGUAGUUUACCGAUCAGCUUUUCGAUCUCUGCACCACCCCCGAUGGGAUACUUUCAACCUAGACCGACUACACUGACUACCACACUUGUACAGGACGUUCGAAAAGAACCUGUCCAAGCCUUUCUGGCUGGCUUUCCUCAUCCUCCUACACCUUCGGUUUGUAGUGUGGGUAGAAGUUAUUAUCAUCCUGAAACGGUCUUUAAUCCUCCGCCUUAUGCUGAUAGUGGAUUAAGGUUUCAAGAUCAAAGGAUCUUGGAAGAGAAUGGAAAUCAAGUUGUUGAACAAGAAGAAGAAGAUGAAGAAGAUGAGGAUGAAGAUGUGGGAUUUGGGGUUAGAGAAGUAGGUGGUAUGAAUGGAAGUGGUGAUGAAGUGAUUGGUAUGGAAUUGUAAAGAAGAAGAAAAGUAGAAAAAAAAAAGAUGUGUGUAUGAUUAUGUAUCAUAUUUAUUAAAGCCAUAUAGAUUUUUAUAUCGGUUCAAAGUUUAGGUAAAACGGUAUUCUCAUUCAAAAUUAAGAGAAGGUUUUCAAGUCAAGAAGAAGAAAAGGAAAAUUUGUUGAUUAGAUUGAGCAGUUGGUAUAGAAGAAUAGAAAGAAGGAUUAGAGAAUGGAAAUUCGAAUCGAUCAUUGAAUUUUUUUCUUAUCACUUAUGGUUCAGAGAUAUGUUUUUUGUUUUUUUUGAAUGUUGUUGUUGUUGUUGUUGUUGUGAUCUUAAACUAUUUCUCUAUCUAUCUCUCUAAACUGUUGUUGUUGUUGUUGUUGUUGUUAUUUCAAUGCACACCUCCUACCUGAUCACUUCACUUUAUCUCAUUGUUUUGGUCUUUUUUUGUUGUUUGAUUUUGUUGUGAUUUUUUUUUUGGUAAAUAUGAGUCUGCUUGAUUGAUUAUAGAUAGAUUGAGGAAUCAAAAUGGGUUUUUGUCU
Melampsora larici-populina 98AG31 is the source of this 1774-nucleotide messenger RNA. RefSeq lists its product as uncharacterized. The coding region runs from base 1 to 1248 and encodes 415 amino acids. Lineage: Eukaryota; Fungi; Basidiomycota; Pucciniomycetes; Pucciniales; Melampsoraceae. The transcript is spliced from 5 exons. The record is from RefSeq and is a predicted model, not a curated record.